AUGAGCAGUUGUGCACUAUCACUAGCUCCAGAUUCAAAUCGAACAGUUGAGACCGCUAACGUUGAUGUCGGAACCGGAAUCCCGGCUGCCGACACCUGGGCGAGUCCCUCCAGGAUCGACUUCUGGAUCUCUUCCGUUCACCAUUCGUAUGCUUCGCCUAGUCUUACAACUCAGAUGAUGCCGUCACCUAUUCUGCAAUCUGGAAUUUUGUCACCUGUCUCGACUCAAUCGCCACUAAGUCAUCAGAUGCUCUCUCCUCAACAGAAGCCUCAAGGUGCUCCAUCAGUCGGACCAGCUGUUCAACCGCAGCAACUGCAAGAUGUGCGACGGCAAGGUAUAAUACUUGGACAAGAGCAAAUACGCGGACAGUUCUCUCAUAUCGUCACUACAGUGUCUUCAAAUAAGAGAACUAACGAAAUGGGCAGACAAAUUCAGAGUGUCCCAAACUCACCUGCGUCGUUGGCAAUUUCAACUCCACCUCAGUCUGUACAGGUACGGCACAGCAGUUUGGAUGCUCAACUCUCCCCAGGAUCUAGCAGUGCUGGCAAUCCUUCACCGUCAUACUCAAAUCACUCCUCGCCAUCGGUCAUUCAGAUUCACAAUGGACAUGGACCUACUGGAUCGUAUGUACAAAGUUCGAGUAUGCAUUCACACACUGGGCCUUCGCUAACUCGCUAUUCGUCUCUGCCGAAUCAGGAACAAAUGCAACACCAUGUCGCGAUAGGUUCUGUGUCCAGUUCAACCAAACAAAUUUUCCAGCAUGAAGUUCAGUCGAGACCGGUUCAUCAGGUUUCCAUACCUGCAACCUCUGUUCCACAGAGAUCUUUAACGGCACAAACCCCGCAAGCACCUUCUCUGCUCCAACAGCAGCUGAGUGUCCGUCCAGCUCGCUCAAAUGCGACGGUCACCAGCGGGCAGCCAAAUGUAGUGAUACAUCAGCAACCGCUUCCGCAGAUUCCUUCUUCCCAGCAGAACGGACAACAAUCAAAGCCAAAACCGAUUCCAUCUCAAGAAUCUCUGUCUCGUCAACUCCAGUCUACAUCGAACCAACAACAUGUCGUUAUGGGUCUGCUCCAUGGCGCUCAGUUGCAGCAACAACAGUCCGAGGGUGUCGCCGGUACCUAUGCCGGAGCAACGGUUUCGAAUCCUCACGUCCGACAGAUCUUGGCAAAUCGAACCUCUCAAACCAUGGCUGGCCCUUCUUCUUCUGCAGGUCAACAGGGUUCUAUGCAAUCACACACCUUAUCGCCUCCGAGAAUGUCGCCGUCAGCUCUUCAACAGCAGGUUGUUGUUCCCCAUGGUAUACUUCCAUCUCAGGCGAAUUUACCAUUGCGGAGCGUCCUUGCUGCUCAACAGCAACAGUUAACACAGCAACAGCUGUUGCAACAACAAAGACAACAACAACAACAAGUUAGUGUACAACAGGCAUCUUCACAGCAACCACUACGAUUGAGUGGUCGAGUUGUUGGAACUGCUUCGGGUGCGCUUGCCACAUUAUACGAUAUGGACAAAUCAGCUACAUCGUUGACGAAUAAAGAUGCUUAUCGCAUUUUAAAGAGACGAUUUAAGUAUCUCGUCUAUGAGAAUGAAUGCUAUCAAGAGGAGUUGCGAAAUUUGCAAAGGAAACUUUUAAAAUUAUCGCGAGAUAAAAAUUUUUUACUCGACCGUUUGGGGCAAUUUGAGAAGUUUUCUGAUAGCUCUGAUGAGGAUUCUGAUGCCAGUCACAAGACAUGUGAUGAGAAACCGAAACCGAAAAAGCGAAUUCGCCCUGCGCAACGGAAGCGCGCCGCUGAUGAUGGUCCGGAAGGAUCAAAUGCUGCAAAGCGUUGCACUGAAGAAAAUAUUGCUAGCAGCCCCAGUCCAUCUGAGUCUCCAGUAAUGGACCCGCGGUCUAGCGUGUGUGGAUCUACUGCUGGAUCUCAGUCUUCUUCCCAUUCAUAUAGACAAGUAAUGAACCCGGCUACGUCAUCCUACGAAAAGAUGCCGGGACUCGGAUCUGUGCCCCCCAGUGGGCCAUCGUUUACGGUUUCUCAAAGUCAAGGCAUGCUCCAAAUGGGAUCUUCUGGUGUGCAAUCUCAACAACCUCAACAGAUUCUGCGUUCUACUCUAGCACGGGUGGUUCCUUCAACAGUUCUUGCUCAACAAUCUCAUUCUACUCAGCCGUAUACCUCGUCGAGCAGGCAUGCUGUAGAUACAAGGCCGAUAGUUGCUAAAGUUCGAGUUGAAUCACCAUCGCUAUGCGCGGUAACCUGUACUUAUCAAGGUGACCAGAUGAAACAGUCAUCUUUGCACAAGGUGCUCUCCCGAGUUCCCAUGAGUUCCCAACAUAUAUCGAUGGAAUUUUCUCAUCAGUCACAAGAGGUGCUUCCCACCAACCCGGUUAAUGGCGACAGUUACAUUGCUUGCUCAACUAGCAGUGCUUUAAUGCCAUCCGCACCUAUGGUUCCGCCUUCACUUGAAUCAAACGUUACUUUGCAACCUGUAUCUUCUUUGUCUUCUUCCUUAGUGAAUGGCUUGUUGCCUGAUGCAGGUGGCAACACUGAGAAGAAGGAGGAAAAUUUCCCUGCCGCUAUCCUAUCUCCGGCCACUUCGCAACAUCGGUGA
Necator americanus (New World hookworm) is the source of this 2604-nucleotide messenger RNA. RefSeq lists its product as uncharacterized. Lineage: Eukaryota; Metazoa; Nematoda; Chromadorea; Rhabditida; Ancylostomatidae. The record is from RefSeq and is a predicted model, not a curated record. The transcript is spliced from 23 exons. Gene Ontology annotation, cellular component: Ino80 complex; nucleus. The coding region runs from base 1 to 2604 and encodes 867 amino acids. Gene Ontology annotation, biological process: chromatin remodeling.